Messenger RNA from Alosa alosa (allis shad), 7923 nucleotides. RefSeq names its product neurexin-2-like. Lineage: Eukaryota; Metazoa; Chordata; Actinopteri; Clupeiformes; Clupeidae. The record is from RefSeq and is a predicted model, not a curated record.
AGCAGCCAGAGUGCCGACUCCGCCCUCGCCUCGUGCAAGUCGCCUAAGUGGGGCGUGUCGCUGUGGGCGGGAUCGAGUGCGGUGCUGAUGCUGGCGCGUCUGUUUCAGGGGUGCAGGUAGAACGGCUGGGCUAGCACCGUUUGCAUCAGCGACGGGUGAAUUAAGGGGGGAAGCUGCAUAUUGACUGCUCCGGGAACUGGAUAAAAAAAUAACUGAAAAGCGCAUCAUCACAUCCAGGAAUUUCUUUUUACAGCCUUCACCUCAAUUUCGACAUUGCAAGACGGAUUUCGGAAAACUAGUCAGGAGCUUGGAGUUGCGGAGCAUGCUAGAAUCUGGACGGGACUGUUGUAGCAGGGAGUGUGUGUGUGCUUCCAAACCAUGAGUUCCGGCGGCAGGCUACUGCAUUUGGGAUAGCUCACACGCUCAUUCGUCAUCUAGCACACACAAAAGGCUCUGCUGUGAACCCUUCGCCUUCUGCCUGAAGGAAGAGAGCGAGAGAGAAAAACCACAUUGUGCUGAUUGGAACGUCUGAAUUGACUCUCCAUUUCCUCAAGAGCUUUUAUCUGGACUCGUGCGGCUCUCUUUGUGAAUCGGGAGUUUAAUUGCGGGUGAUAAAAUUAGCCCGUUUCCACAGCGUCCGCGCGUAUAUCCUUUCCCCAGGACCAGAGGCCCUGGCCAAUGGAGAGACAGAGACGGGAGUCUGGCUAGAGCAGAGGAGACGGAACAAAAGCGCUGAAGAGGAGAAAAGUGCCGAGUUGCCAGAGUGGCGAAUCGCGUCCCGCGAGGUUUGGCUUUCACGCUCACCACUCUAACCGCUGGACGCAUCUGCGGAUCCCAGGUGUCAGCAGCUUCCUCUGCUCCCAGCUGCGUUACCAAAACAAACAAUAUAAACAUCAAAACAAAAACAAACGCGACCACACACACACACACACACACACACUCACACUAAAAGACACAUUACCAUACGAGUGUGGAGUGUGAGGCGGGGCCAUAUCCCAUCUAAACACACACACACACACAGACGGUGUGUUAUCUGUGUAAAGGCGUUGAACACACUCGGGCGUUAAACAUGGCGGCAGAAAAGAGUGUGUGUGCCAGGGGGAGGGGUCCCCUGCUGGCUGUGGUGCUGCUCAGCGUCCUGAUGUCGGCGCAGGCCAUCGAGUUCGGGGGCGCCCCGGGUCAGUGGGCCCGCUACGCCCGCUGGGAGGCGGGUGCGGUCGGCGAGCUGAGCUUCAGCCUCAAGACCAACGUCAGCAAGGCGCUGGUGCUCUACCUGGACGACGGCGGCAACUGCGACUUCCUGGAGCUCCUGGUCUCUGGCGGUCACCUGCAGCUGCGUUUCGCCAUCCACUGCGCCGAGCCGGCCUCGCUGGCCAUGGAGACGCGUGUCAGCGACGACCGCUGGCACAUGGUGCUGCUCACGCGCAACUACCGCGAGACCAUGCUGAUGGUGGACGGCGAGACCAAGGUGGCCGAGGUGCGCUCCAAGCGCAAAGAGAUGGCGGUGGUCAGCGAUCUGUUUGUGGGCGGCAUCCCGCCGGACGUGCGUCUGUCGGCGCUCACGUCCAGCACGGUGAAGUACGAGCCGCCGUUCCUGGGGCUCAUCUCCAACCUGAAGGUGGGCGAGAUGCCCCCAACGCUGCUCAACAGCCAGGGCAUCCAGAGCGACCUGGAGUACCUGUGCACCAAGCAGAACCCCUGCCUCAACGGAGGCUUCUGCUCCAUACAGUUCGGGGAGGUCCACUGUGACUGCUCGCACACGCGCUUCAAGGGGAAGUACUGCAAGGAAGAAGAAUACGCCGUGGAAGGUCUGGCGCACCUGACGUUAAACAGCCAAGGCGACUCAUCGCAAGCUGGGAGGGAAGAGUCUGUGGCCACGUUCAAAGGGAACGAGUUCUUCUGCUACGACCUGUCUCUGACGCCGAUCCAGAGCAGCACUGACGAGAUCACGCUGUCCUUCCGCACGCUGCAGCGCAACGGUCUCAUGCUGCACACGGGCAAGUCCGCGGACUACGUCAACCUGUCCCUGAAGAGCGGCGCCGUCUGGCUGGUCAUCAACCUGGGCUCGGGCGCCUUCGAGGCCCUCGUAGAGCCUGUCAACGGCAAGUUCAACGACAACGCCUGGCACGACGUCCGCGUCACACGCAACCUGCGGCAGGUGACCAUCUCGGUGGACGGCAUCCUGACCACCACUGGGUACACCCAGGAGGACUACACCAUGCUGGGCUCCGACGACUUCUUCUACAUCGGCGGGAGCCCCAACACGGCCGACCUGCCCGGGUCACCUGUCAGCAACAACUUCAUGGGCUGCCUCAAAGACGUGGUCUACAAGAACAACGACUUCAAGCUAGAGCUCUCCCGUCUGGCCAUCGAUCGCGACCCCAAGAUUAGUCUCCAUGGCGACUUGGUGUUCCGCAGAGGGGCGGCAGCAGCUGGACCCGUCACCUUCGAGGGCAGCGAAUUAGUAUUACAUCGCCUGCCCAAGUGGGACACCAAGAAGACGGGCUCCAUCUCCUUCGACUUCCGCACCACCGAGCCAAGCGGCCUGCUGCUCUUUAGCCACGGAAGGGUCCAGAACCCCAAAGAGCAGCGCGUGGGCCGGGACCUGAAGGCCGACUACUUCGCCAUGGAGCUGCUGGACGGCUACCUGUACCUGCUCAUGGACAUGGGUUCGGGCAGCAUCAAGCUCAAGGCCAGCAACAAGAAGGUCAACGACGGAGAGUGGUGCCAUGUGGACUUCCAAAGGGAGGGACGCAAAGGCUCCAUCUCUGUGAACAGCCGCACGAUGCCCUUCAACUCCAACGAGGGCAGCGACUUCCUGGACCUGGACGGGGACAUGUACCUGGGCGGGCUGCCCGAGACGCGGCAGGACAUGGUGCUGCCGCCGGAGGUGUGGGACGGGCGCUCAGCUCAGCCUCAACCGGCUCGCGGGCGCGACCUCUUCAUCGACGGCAAGAGCCGUGACGUGCGGCGGCUGGCGGAGAUCCAGAGCGUGGCGGGCGUCAGCAGCUUCUGCACCCGCGAGCUCCAGAAGCGCUGCAGCAGCGCCCCCUGUGCCAACGCCGGGAUCUGCAAGGAGGGCUGGAACCGCUACGUGUGCGACUGCACCGGCACCGGCUACCUCGGGCCCAACUGCGACAUCGAGGCGACGGUGCUGAGCUAUGACGGCAGCAUGUACCUGAAGAUCAUCAUGCCGCGCACGCUGCACACGGAGGCGGAAGACGUGGCGCUGCGCUUCAUGUCCCAGCGCGCCUACGGCUUGCUCAUGGCCACCACCUCCAAGGAGUCCGCCGACACUCUCCGCCUCGAGCUGGACGGCGGCCGCGUCAAGCUCACCGUCAACCUAGAUUGUAUCAGGAUAGACUGUAAUCUAAGUAAAGGGCCAGAGAUGCUGUAUGCCGGUCAGAAGCUCAAUGACAACGAGUGGCACAUGGUGAAAGUAACCAGGAGAGGCAAGAACCUGCAGCUCACAGUGGACAACAUCACAACUGAAGGUCAGAUGACGGGCGCGCACACGCGGCUGGAGUUCCACAACAUCGAGACGGGCAUCAUGACGGAGCGGCGCUUCAUCUCCGUGGUGCCGUCCAACUUCAUCGGGCACCUGCAGGGCCUGACGCUCAAUGGUGCCCCCUACCUGGACCAGUGCAAAAACGGCGACAUCUCGCACUGCGAGCUCAACGCCCGCUUCGGCAUGCGCCACAUCAUCGCUGACCCGGUCAUAUUCCGGAGCAAAGGCAGCUACCUGGCGCUAGCCACGCUGCAGGCGUACGCCUCCAUGCACCUCUUCUUCCAGUUCAAGACCACCACGGCCGACGGCCUUCUGCUCUUCAACAGCGGCGAUGGCAGCGACUUCAUCGUAGUGGAGCUCGUCAAAGGGUACAUCCACUACGUGUUUAACCUGGGCAACGGGCCAUCUCUAAUGAAGGGCAACUCGGACAAGCCGCUGAACGACAACCAGUGGCACAAUGUGGUGGUCUCCCGGGACAGCAACAACGUCCACACGCUCAAGAUCGACUCACGCACCGUCACCCAGCACUCCAAUGGAGCCCGCAACCUGGACCUCAAAGGAGAGCUGUACAUCGGUGGCGUGGCGAAGAGCAUGUAUGCUGGUCUGCCCAAGCUGACGUCCCGCGACGGUUACCAGGGCUGCCUGGCGUCAGUGGACCUGAAUGGCCGGCUCCCGACCUCAUCGCCAGAUGCCCUCCACAGGGUGGGCCAGGUGGAACGAGCUCUGCGGCGGUCAGUGUGUGUGUGACCCAGCACCACCUGCACGGAGGACUCCUGCUCGAAUCAGGGGGUGUGUCUGCAACAGUGGGAGGGCUUUUCCUGCGACUGCACCAUGACGUCCUAUGGAGGCACAUACUGCAGUGACCCUGGGACGACCUACAUCUUCGGCAGGGGAGGAGCCCUCAUCACGUACACCUGGCCACCCAACGACCGGCCGAGCACCAGGGCGGACCGGCUGGCCGUGGGCUUCAGCACGCAGCUCAAGGACGCCGUGCUGGUCAGGGUGGAGAGCGCGCAGGGACUCGGGGACUACCUGGAGGUCCACAUACCUCCUGCCUGUCCUGUCUUCAGCAGCAGCAUCGUGCCCUUCAUCAUAGCAACCACUCUCAGGCUUCCUGCCAGGAGCUAUGAUAAUGAACGCCUGGCAAUUGCUAGACAAAGAAUCCCGUUUCGACUCGGUCGAGUAGUCGACGAGUGGCUACUCGAAAAAGGUCGUCAGCUGACCAUCUUUAACAGCCAGGCGUUCAUAAAGAUCGGUGGUGGUGAGAAGGGCCGUCACUUCCAGGGUCAGGUGUCGGGACUCUACUACAACGGCCUGCAGGUGCUGAAGCUGGCGGCCGAGGGCAACCCUAACGUCCAGGUGCAGGGCAACCUGCGUCUGGUGGGCGACGUGCCCUCGGUGCUGGCCACCGACACCACCGCCACCACGCCACUCGCCGACAUGUCCACCACCAUCAUGGAGACCACCACCACCAUGGCAACCACCACCACCCGCAAGCAGCGCUCGCCAACCAUACGGGACAGUGUCACACAGAACACAGACGACCUGUUUGUCGCCUCAGCGGAAUGUCCAAGUGAUGACGAGGACCUUGAGGAGUGUGAGCCGGGAAAUGGAGGUGAACUAGUGUUGCCCAUUAUAACAGUGGACUCCCUCGACCCCCCUCCAUCGCCACGCGCUUCCCUGUCCUUCCCCCCCCCACCCUACCGCCCCUUCCUCACACUGCUUGAGACCACUAAAGAGUCUCUGACCCUGCCUAACGGGGCGCGGCCGCCCUGCCCGCUGGACCAGGAGGACUGCGACGAGCCCGCGGAGGUGUCGGCCUACGGCUCGGGCGAGAUGACCGAGUCGGACGACGAGGACUAUAACAAAAACUCGCCCCUCGUCACCGACCGCACCAUCCUCCCGCCUCCUCCUCCGGCGGUGGCGGCCGAAGGGGGCGUCCAACUGAGCCCCCGCGACCGCCACUUCUCCCGCGCCCCGCCCCUGCCCCCUAGCAACAGCAACAACAACCCCCCCGACCCACCGCACCAUCACCGCCCCCCUUUCUCCUCCACCCCCACCGCCAACCCUGAGCAGCUGGGCCCGCGCGUCAAGCCUGGCGGCCCUGCGGGCAAGAUGAACACCCGCGGCCAGGUGCUCCUGCCCCCUGUAGCCCCGGGGUCGACCGCCCCCGACCGCCCCCUCGGCAUCACGCACCCACCCAACUUCCCUCGUGUUCCCACUACAGAUCCAUCCUCGCCGGACCGGGGCCCGCCCGGCGCCGUGGAAGUGAUCCGAGAGUCCAGCAGCACCACGGGCAUGGUGGUGGGCAUCGUCGCCGCGGCAGCCCUCUGCAUCCUCAUCCUCCUGUACGCCAUGUACAAGUACCGCAACCGCGACGAGGGCUCCUACCAGGUGGACCAGAGCCGCAACUACAUCAGCAACUCGGCCACGCAGAGCAACGGCACGCUGGUCAAGGAGAAGCAGCCAGGCAUGGCCAAAACCACCACCAAAAACAAGAAGAACAAGGACAAGGAGUACUACGUCUGAGGACCAGACUCUGGAGAGGAGGAGAAACAGAGAGAGAGAGACAAGGAGAAGAGAGAAGGAGAGAGAGGGAGAGACAAGGAGAGAGAGAGAGAGAGAGAAGUGGAUUGGCUUCAUCAUUGUCACUUCCGAUCACAUAUUCACUUGAUUUACAUGUUUAUUAAGUGUUGUCUACAAGCUUUCCUAAUGAUAGGGAACUAGCCUCCCUCCCAUUCACAUCUCAGUACUGAUGCUAAGGCAGGAUGCUAAUCAGAAUGGGAACCCAUAACACAGCCCUUAUGGUCAUGGGUUCGUAAAGUCUCAGCUAACACAGAGAAAAGCAAAGAUGCCGCCAAACAUAUUGUUAUAAUACCUGUAUAUGUGCCAAUAGCCGUAACGUGUUCCUGCAGUUCCAGUAUAAGACCGCAGGGGGCACUGUCACAGCAUUUACUAGCCACUAAAGUGAUUCAUCCAACUGAGGGAGAUGUUCAAAAAAAAAAAGCUAGAAUCCAUUAGGUGAUUUAGUCUGAAGACAUGAAAGGAACGAAUCAUAAUGACAGAUUCUGGGUUUAGGAUAGAGAAUUAAAUCACCAAAUUUUGAGUCCAAUUAGUGCUGAAGGCAUUAGCAGGAGGUAACAACCACGGCUAAAUCUCAUCACGUAAAAUACUGCCAGUAUAGCUCUGUGUCAAAUACGCCAGCCACUCUGAUCAAAGUAUUCAGAAUCGAACCGCCUCUCAGAGAAACUUGCUCUCUCUCUCUCUCUCUCUCCUCUCUCUCUCUCUCUCUUUCCUCCUGUCCUUCCCUCAAUCCCUCGUUCAUUUCCACCUGUCCUCUCUCUCCCCCUUCUUCUGCUCACCUGCUCUCGCUCUCUCCUCGUGAGUGGUGCCCAGCGGAGGGGUCAAAGGUCAAGCAUGUAGUGUUCAUAGCUGAAAAAGAGACACAAACUGUUUUUACUCAGAAUGGGAAAAAACAAACAAACAAAACAACAACAACGACAACAACAAAUAAGCAAACAUGCAACAGAGACAGCGAGAAUCACCACGACAACUAGCAACACAGGAGAGCUGAAGUGAUGGAUGCCGCAUCCUCAGCUGUCUCCGAACAGCCAAACUGCUCCUGAUCGUCUUUUUUCGUUUUGUAUCAGCUGAUUAUGAGUCAUGUGGUGGGACUUGGACUUAGCCGUCCACGCAAUCUCUGAGACCAGAAGAGAAGAAAAAUAAAAAAAUAAAAAAUGAAAAAAAUAGUAAUACCUAAAGCCGCAAAUGACUCAGUUCUAUAUGAAUAUAUAUGUACAGACAGUGACCGCAAGGACUGAUGGGGCCUAUAUAGAGGAGUGACAGAGAUGCUCGACAAACAGAGCCAUGAAAAGUUGGACUUAAUAUUGUUCCGGAAAAGCUUGUCCAGUCAUCUCCCUCCCCUCACACCCUCUCCAGUUGGGACAACCUGUCGACGUGUGUGUGUUUGUGUGUGUGUGUGUGUGUGUGUGUGUGUGGGUGCCUGCGUGUGUAUUUGUGUGUGUUGGGGUGAACGCAACCUUUCAGCUUGAGGACUGCAAGGACAACCAGGAUACUCGUGUCUAUUGGUUGGUUGAUUUACGUUCCAACGUUUGUUUGUUUUUUAUUUCCCAUUCCAAGCUCUCGUUUCUCCAUUUGCGUUGUGUUUUUUGUUGGCGUCCCUGAGGGAGACUGGUGCUGUGCUUCAGCUGAGAGUGAGACAGAGACUCCGCCUGCCUUUGGCAUCUCAAGAUGGCCGACGCCCAAUCUCUCACCAACCUCCACCACAGUGGACAGCAACGCAGGGACAAACCGCUGGACACUUUCAGUGGAAAGAACCAAGCAGACACACAGACACACACACACACACACACACACACACACACACACACACACACACACACACACACACACAC